CUUUCCAAUCAUCGUUGAGAACCCUUUUAUCAUCUUACCAGCAGACGACGUAACUAAAUAUAAAAAAGCCUAUUGCUGAUUAUCUGAUCUGGUUCUCUGCAAUCUUGAUAAGAUGGAAUACGACGUGAAAAAAGCUUUAAAAGACGCAAAAGAGUUUGUUAAAAACAAGAACUACAGUUCAGCCUUGGACACCUGUAAGGGUAUAUUGAAACAUGAAAAGAACAACUACUUGUCAUGGGUUUUGAGUGCAGUCUCUUUUCAAGAACUUGGCCAAAGUGAAAAAGCCUUGACAGCUUUUGUUAAAGCAACUGAGCUACAACCAGAUCAACUGACUGCCUGGCAAGGGCUAGCAGCAUUUUUGGAACAAGAAAGAAAUCAAUUGGUGGUCACUACUGAUGGUGGUCAACAGUCACAAGAGCUUGCACAGAAGCUAUGUGAUGUGUACAAAAAGCUAGAAUGCCUUCUUAAAAGUGAUCCUGUGAAACAUUUAAAUAUCUUGAAGAAGCAAUGUGAACUGUACACAACAUUAGGACAGCUUGAGAAUUCUGCUGACAGAGCAACCCUUCUUCUGAAUAAAGGAGACAAAGAAAUAACCAAAUCUGUAGCAAAGACACUGUCCCCUGUUUUAUCUCUUUUGGAUCAUCCAACACUACAAAUUCUUGGAAGUUCACUUGAUGAACUAGUUGACCCAGAAGGCGAAAAAUUAGACAAAUUUUUCAUUGAGCAAAAGCUUUUGGUUGCGUUGCAAUUGAAGCAGUAUUCGAAGGCGGUAACCGUGGCUUCUGAAAUUCUUAUUUCAAACCCAAAACAUGUUCCAUCCCUGGAAGUCAUUGCCCAUGCAUUUGUUGAAGAAGAAAAAAUUGAUGUUUCGCUUGAUCGAGUUGGACAAAUAAUUGAUGCAUUGCUGUCGGGGAAUCCAAAAAGCGAAUAUGGUUUACUAGCAAAAGCACGGUGGUUGCUCUUGAAUGCAAAACCGUUGGAAGCCAAACAAUUAUUAGAAUUUAUGAACACCAAGGACGCGACGCGUAAAUCACGUAUUCUUUGUGAAGCGUACCAAGAAUUACAUCAGUGGGCAAAAAUGGAAAACAUUUGCCGCGACGGCUUGGAGUCUACUGUUUCGGCAGAAUCGGAUCAGCGUUUUUGGAAAUUGAUGCUGAUAAAAAGCUUAAUGGAAGCCGGUGGAGAUGAACGUCUUAAAGAAGCGUCGAUGUUCUUGGAUAAUAUUCGGGAUGAAGCAAAGAACUUAAUUUUGUUUCGAUUAUUAGAUACUACAUUUCAUUUGCGUUCCAACCAAUUGGAAAAAUGCAAACAUAAUCUUGACAUACUAGAAGAGGAACAACCAGUCGACAAUAUGGAUAAGGUACUUCUUAUCAAAGCCGAAUAUUUGGAAAAAAUCGGACGCGACGUGGACGUUACGCAGCUAAUAGAUCAUGUUUGUGAAAGCUAUCCACAAAACGUCGAAGUAUUAUUGAAGGCGGCAAAAAUGUUAUGGCACAGUUCCAGUAACCGCGGGAAGAGCGUCGCCAUUAUGCUUAACGUCAUUAAGCUGAAUCGAGAUAUUGCAGAACCAUACGUGUUUGUGGGGACGUUUUAUGGCGAACAACAGCACAAUCCUUCAAGCUUGCAACGAGCUGUGCGAUGCCUUGAGAAGGCCUUCCAAUUAGAUCCCUAUGAAAUAAGAACGUGUCAAAAGUUGCUGGAACUCUAUCGGUUGCUUGAUGAUAUUCCAAGUGCCGUUAAACUUUUGGAGGUUGUCGUCCGAUGUAAUGCAAAAAAUCGUCGAUGGGCUUGGUUGCAGAAAGGUCUUCUGCACUUAAAAAUGUUCCAGAAACAGAAACAUGUUCCGGAAAAGGAAAAAGAAGCUGGCUUGGCUAUUACAUGCUUGCAAAACGCGAUGGCUAUCGACUCCAAUGAUAGUUCAGGCUGGGAAGCCUUGGGCGAAGCCUAUAUUGCUCGUGGAUCGUAUACUGCUGCUUUGAAAGCAUUCCAGCGGGCGUCCGAAUUGAACCCUCAAUCGACUUACUCGUCAUAUCAAAUCGCCUCCAUCAAACAAAUAAUGGGUGAAAACGCAGAGGCUGUAGACGCAUUUGAAGCUCUCCUCAAGCGCACUCCAGACUAUGUGCCUGCCCUUAAAGGACUUGCUGAAACCGUUCUAAAUCAGGCAAUUGAUUACCUAACGGACGGUUUCACUGGCAGAACUGUGGACUGCUGUUCGAAAGCUUUUGAUUUGCUCGUGAAAGCAAGUAGACUCAAUAGCCACUUAGCCUGUGUAUGGGCUCUAUUAGGUCAAGUCUGUUUGCUGCUUCGGAAUAUUCCGGAUGCAGAUUUCAUGUUGCUGAACGUACCGCAAGUGCUUCAUCCAGACAAAGAUCUUCCCAUUACCAAAAAUCUGGUGAUGGAGAUGGGUCCGAAAUUCUUCUUGUCUGCAUUGAGGUUGCUGCCUGAUUCAGGUGCGUUGUGGCACAAUUUGGCUUUAUCUUAUCAAUCCUGUUGGAAACUCAAUGAAACUGCAGCCCACAAGUCUUCUGCAUUGGCGGCUAUCAAGAAAGCCAUUACUUUGGAGCCUAAAGAUUCUUCACACUGGGAUUUGCUGGGUCUGAUUGCUACUGAACCAGCCGUCCGGCAGCACGCCUUUAUUCGUGCCUUGGAGCUUAGUCCUAACGCACCAAGAACUGCUGCCACCUGGACUCACUUAGGAGCACUGUAUAUGGAAAACGGCGACCUGCAUCUUGCCCAUGAAUGCUUCAAACAAUCGCAAAACAUCGACCCAUUCCAUGUCCCGGCUUGGAUUGGCCAGGGAAAUAUUGCCGAACAAUUGAGUCCGGAGGAAGCGAUGGACCUAUUCCGACACACAGCAACCAUUGGUAGCGGUACUCCCGGCCAGUGUGAAGGAAGUCCAUCCUACGCUCAAUGGGUGAUCAACACUUUGGCUGAUCCUCUAGCCAAACAGACGGCCCAUUAUCGCUAUAGCAUUGUCCAGAUGCACGCUGUGCCAACUGCGAUUGACAGUCUAGUCAAGUAUGUCGCACUCUACCCUAACGACAGUUGCGCACUCAAUUUACUAGGACUCCUCUACGAACGCCAAGGAUUACUUUCGAAAGCCGAAGAAGCCUUCUUAAACGGUAUUGAACAUCUAAGUUUGGAUGAUAGCACGGUCAGCAGAACCCGCAUGGACAAGAUGAAAGCUAAUUUGGCCAGACUUUACACUUCUCUUGAUCGAUGUGAUGAAGCCACUGAACUGUACGGCACAUUGCAGGAAUCCGAGCUAAGCUCAGCGUGUGGAAUUGCUCUUGCUCACUUCAAAGCCAACAGACAUGCCGAGGCUUAUGUUACCUAUGAAGCAGCCUUGAAUUGGCUGGCUUCAGAUGACGAGAAACGUUCUCAUUUAUUGGUAGCUAUGGCAAUGGCAGCGUUUCGACGCGAUUUCCCCGACGCCGAAGCAGCAAAUUUGCUUCUUUACGAAAGCUCACAAUUGCAACCACCCUCCGUCUAUGGAUUGUUAGCUCUUGGAGCACUCGGUCUGCUAACAGAAGACGAUACCUUGACUACAGCCGCUUUCCAGGAAUUGUUACCGUAUCAGACAGAGUCACGCUAUGUAGCAGACAUCAGCCGGUUGUCAUCGUAUCAGCAAUCGCUUUUUGGAAACGAACUACAAGGGCAACGUGAAAUUGCGCGCAAUAUUCAUAUGCUGCCCAACGUUCCUGAGCUAUGGACAUUAUUGGCUUCUUUUAAAGCUUCAGUUGUAGUCCAGGCGUCUCAUUCUCGGCCGUCUGAUGGAUUGCAGGUGGCUCGUUGGGCUGAGAUUGCAUUUAGUGCUCGGUGCCAGAGUGACUCGGCUGCAGACCAUGUUUUUCAAACCAUCGAUAUGUCGCAAGUUAUUUCGCUCAUCAGUCUGGGCUAUCUACUAGCCGGAGAGGGCACUACCAGUCUUACAACAGCACAGAAGGCCGUUCACUGCAAUCCGCAUUCAGCCGCUUCGUGGUCCGUCUUGCUUGCAGCUGCCCUUCCUUUCUGGAGUGGAACGGGCAUUGGUAAUGAUCGGAUUCAACGGCUAGGUUGGCUAAAGAAAUUGAUCGAACAUUUGCGCCGCAAAUGCGAUGUGACGGUGUAUUCCCGUUUAACGCCAUGGCUUGGCCAUUACGAACGCCGGUUGGUUUCAUUCUUGAGCCAAUCUUGAUGUAUUUCGGCUUCAGAUUCCAAUAAAGCUUAUGAAUCAAA
This is a messenger RNA of Daphnia carinata, 4218 nucleotides long. Its product is annotated as tetratricopeptide repeat protein 37-like. The record is from RefSeq and is a predicted model, not a curated record. Bases 113 to 4177 code for a protein of 1354 amino acids. NCBI's taxonomy places the organism in Eukaryota, Metazoa, Arthropoda, Branchiopoda, Diplostraca, Daphniidae. The transcript is spliced from 7 exons. Gene Ontology annotation, cellular component: Ski complex. Gene Ontology annotation, molecular function: protein binding.